AUGACAAACAAUUUUCUUUCAAAAGAGAGAUAUGGCAUUUCUAUAUAUGAGAGAGGGCCCCACUUGAGAGUGUUCAGUUUUGCUUUUUCUCUUCAAUGCAAAGCACGUAGUAAAAAACGUUCCCAAAUGGAUUUCUACUACACGCCAGUCGGCAGUGGGUGUCGGACGAUUAUCAUGGUGGCCAAGGCUCUUGGAGUGGAACUUAACAGGAAGCCAAUAAGCUUAUCACAACAAGAUCAUCUAAAGCCAGAGUUCCUGAAGAUCAAUCCGCAGCACACCAUUCCUACACUGGUGGACAAUGGUUUUACCCUCUGGGAGUCGCGUGCCAUUGCCAUCUACCUGGUGGAGAAGUACGGCAAGGACGACUCGCUUUACCCCAAGGACCCCAAGCAGCAGGCUUUGAUCAAUCAGCGACUGUACUUCGAUCUAGGCUUGUACGACACCUUCGCCAAGUACUAUUACCCCAUAUUUCGCUCUGGCGAACCAGCCAACGCCGAAAACUUCAAGAAGAUCGAGUCGGCCUUCGAGUUCCUGAACACCUUUCUGGAGGGUCAGGAGUAUGUGGCGGGUGAUCAUCUAACUGUGGCUGAUAUUGCCAUCUUAUCCAGCGUCUCCACCUUUGAUAUUGUUGACUUUAAUAUAAGCAAGUACCCAAAUGUGGCCAGGUGGUAUGCUUAUGCCAAGAAGAUAACUCCCGGAUGGGAUGAGAAUUGGGAUGGCCUUCGGCAGCUUAAAUGUAUAUACGGAAUGGCGAUGGCCAUGCCUAAUCUGGAUCUCUACAACAUGUCCGGUUCGCCGAGCACUCGGGCCAUCAUUAUGACGGCCAAGGCAGUGGGAGUGGAACUGAACUCCAUCACCGUGAAUACCUUUGUGGGGGAGCAGCUGAAGCCGGAGUUCAUGAAGAUCAACCCACAGCACACCAUUCCUACUCUGGUGGACAAUGGAUUUGCCAUCUGGGAGUCGCGUGCUAUCGUGGUGUACCUAGUGGAGCAGUACGGCAAACCCGACUCCGCUCUCUACCCCAAGGAUCCCCAGAAGCGGGCUCUGAUCAACCAGAGGCUGUACUUUGACAUGGGCACCCUUUACGAUGCCUUUGGCAAGUACUUCUUCCCACUUCUGCGCACUGGUAAGCCGGGAACCCAGGAGAACUUGGACAAGCUCAACACAGCCUUUGGACUGCUCAACACCUUCCUGGAGGGUCGGGAUUAUGUGGCCGGCAGUGAACUUUCCGUGGCUGACAUCGUUAUUUUGGCCACCGUUUCCACCAUCGAAAUGGUUGAUUUCGAUUUGAAGAAAUUUCCCAACGUGGAAAGAUGGUAUAAAACUGCGCAGAAGGUGACUCCGGGUUGGGACGAAAAUUUGCUGAGAAUACAGGAAGCGAAAAAGUUUUUGGCCGCCAACUUAAUAGAGAAACUGCCUUAAAUUACAAAUGUAAUAUCUUUCUUCAAAAAUAUAUAAAAAUCGUGUCUUCAUAAAAAAGAAA
Molecule: messenger RNA, 1483 nt
Organism: Drosophila kikkawai
Lineage: Eukaryota; Metazoa; Arthropoda; Insecta; Diptera; Drosophilidae
Biological process (GO): glutathione metabolic process
Molecular function (GO): glutathione transferase activity
Source: RefSeq, a predicted model, not a curated record